AUGGACUUUACUGCAGUCAUUGACAGUGCCAAAAGAUUUGCUGGAGGAAAAAGAGAUGAAAAUAAUUAUGAUGAUUUACUUGUUGAUCGACUUCACAAUCGAUAUACAGUUGCUAUAUUAGUAUGCUUUUGUAUUGCUAUUUCAUCAUAUCAAUAUAUGGGUGAUCCAUUAGAGUGUUGGGUUCCUGCUCAAUUUACUGGCGCUUAUGAAACUUUUACCAAUCGACUAUGUUAUAUACAAAAUACAUAUCACGUACCAAAACAUCAAUCAAUUCCACAAGAUUAUAAUUCACGACGCGAACGAACACUUAAAUAUUAUCAAUGGAUUAAUUUUGUUCUUUUGUUGCAAGCUUUGUUUUUUAGUUUACCACGUAUUAUCUGGCGAUCAUUUAAUGAUAAAAUUGGUUUACCACUUGAAAACCUUGUUGAUGCAGCAAAUAAAUAUGAAUCAUUUGACAGUGAUAACGAUCGUAACAAAGUUGUGCGAUAUAUAUCUUACUGUCUACAACGCUAUCAAGAAUAUGUCGAUCCUCUAAAACAUGAAAAUGGAUCUGGCAUUCAACGUGUGACUCAUCAGUGCCGUUUAUUUUGUCAAGCUCGCACAGGCUCAUCACUUGUUUGCUAUUACUUUUUUAUUAAAUUUCUUUAUUUAGUUAAUUUAAUCUUACAAAUACUGUUUCUACAAUAUUUUCUUAGUUAUUAUGAUGCAAACUUUUUACAAUAUGGUUUUAAUAUAAUAGGAGCAUUAUUUUCUGGUUUUUCAUUACCAGAGAGUAAAUUAUUUCCACGUAUAACAUUAUGUGAUUUUCAUAUACGUGAAUUAGGUGAACGUCAUUAUUAUACAGUUGAAUGUAUACUUGUUAUAAAUAUAUUUAUUGAAAAAAUGUAUUUUAUUCUUUGGUUAUGGUUUUGGAUAUUAUUAAUAAUAACAAUAAUUGAUAUCAUACGCUUAAUUUAUGUAAUAUUUAUGCGACAUUCACGUAAUGUUUUUAUUACUCGACAUUUAGAUUUAAUUAUUAAAAAUCGCAUAUCAGAUGAACAAAAAUUUCGACAUUUUCUUCGAUAUUUUCCUGCUGAUAAUGUAUUCGCUUUAUUGAUUAUAGGAGCUAAUGCGAAUACACUUAUUGUUGCUGAAGUACUUGAUGAUUUAUGGUAUCGAAAACUUCAUGAAGAAUCUGAUGUAUAA
Messenger RNA from Rotaria sp. Silwood2, 1185 nucleotides. NCBI's taxonomy places the organism in Eukaryota, Metazoa, Rotifera, Eurotatoria, Philodinida, Philodinidae. The record is from the annotation of a GenBank genome assembly.